UUGCCCUCCCCCAAUUCCCCCAAUACAAUCUUUAAAAAAAAAAAAGACAAGCCUUAAGAGGUGAGAGAAAGAGCUGAGACUUACCCUGGCUGAGGCUCUACAAACCACCCUGUACCCCCCACCACCCUCUGGAGGACACAUCCCCACCGGAGCUAUGCCAGCAUGCACAGGCAAGACAUGUGCUGGACCAUACAAGUCUGCACAUGGGGCAUGCGUAAAGACACACAUACACACUCCUGUGUUCCUGAAGUCAGUGUGUGUGUAUGUGUGUGUGUGUGUGUGUGUAUGUAUAUGUGCACAUACACAUAUGACCAGGUGACCAGAGCUGGGAUCCAGCUGUGUGUGGGGCCCUUCGGGACGUACGCCAGCCAAUGCCUGCUCCGACCACAGGGAAUGUCCACGUGGUUCAGGUGGUUGAGUAUUUUGCACCCCCUUCAGCACAUGUAUAAUUCCUUCCCCCUAUGUAUCCACAGCCUGCCCUCGGACAAGGACCCAAUGCCCAACCCCAGGCCAGCCAAGCCUUCAGCCCCUUCCUUGGUGCUCAGCCCAUCUCCAGGAGCCUCUGCCAGCUGGAGGGCUGCACCCAAAUCCUCAGACCUGCUGGGGACCAAGGGCCCGGGGGCAACCUUCCAGGGCCGGGACCUCCGAGGUGGGACCCAUGCCUCCUCCUCCUCCUUGAACCCCAUGCCACCAUCACAGCUGCAGCUGCCCACAGUGCCCCUCGUCAUGGUGGCACCCUCUGGAGCACGGCUGGGUCCCUCACCCCACUUGCAGGCACUCCUCCAGGACAGACCACACUUCAUGCACCAGCUCUCCACAGUGGAUGCCCAUUCCCGGACCCCUGUGCUACAGGUGCGCCCACUGGACAGCCCAGCUAUGAUCAGCCUCCCACCACCCACCGCUGCCACCGGGGUCUUCUCCCUCAAGGCCCGACCCGGCAUGCCACCUGGGAUCAACGUGGCCAGCCUGGAGUGGGUGUCCAGGGAACCAACACUGCUCUGCACCUUCCCAAGCCCCAGUGCACCCAGGAAAGACAGGUCAGUGGGCAGGACUGGGAAGGACCCUUGUCCUGCCAUUCCCUUCCCUGACACCCUCUGUCCUCCCAGCACCCUUUCGACCAUGCCCCAGGGCUCCUACUCACUGCUGGCAAAUGGCAUCUGCAAGUGGCCCGGAUGUGAGAAGGUCUUCGAGGAGCCAGAGGACUUUCUCAAGCACUGCCAGGCGGACCAUCUCCUGGAUGAGAAGGGCAGAGCGCAGUGUCUCCUCCAGAGGGAGGUGGUGCAGUCUCUGGAGCAGCAGCUGGUGCUGGAGAAGGAGAAGCUGGGUGCUAUGCAGGCCCACCUGGCUGGGAAGAUGGCCCUGACCAAGGCUCCAUCCGCGGUGUCAUCUGACAAGGGCUCCUGCUGCAUUGUAGCCUCUGGCACCCCAGGCACCACCGUCCCAGCUUGGUCUGGCCCCCAGGAGGGCCCCGAUGGCCUGUUUGCUGUGCGGAGGCAACUCUGGGGCAGCCAUGGACACAAUACAUUCCCAGAGUUCUUCCACAACAUGGACUACUUCAAGUUCCACAACAUGCGACCCCCUUUCACCUAUGCCACCCUCAUCCGCUGGGCCAUCCUGGAGGCUCCUGAGAAGCAGCGAACACUUAAUGAGAUCUAUCACUGGUUCACACGCAUGUUCGCCUUCUUUAGAAACCACCCUGCCACCUGGAAGAAUGCCAUCCGUCACAACCUGAGCCUGCACAAGUGCUUCGUACGGGUGGAGAGCGAGAAGGGAGCUGUGUGGACCGUGGAUGAGUUUGAGUUCCGUAAGAAGAGGAGCCAGAGGCCCAGCAGGUGUUCCAACCCUAUACCCGGCCCCUGACCUCAAAACCAAGGAAAGGAGGAAGGAAGGACAGGGGCCAAAAUGUGAGGCAGAAAUGGCCGGGGGCAGGGAUGACAGGCCCUGGACAUGCCCGCAGGGACCAAGAAGUGAGGUGUGCACUGUCUUGCCUGCCAGGGACACUGCUCCCCACUGAGUCACUCCCCUAGAUCAUAUGCUCUCUACCAAGGCUGCUCAGAGGGGCCCCAGCCCUGUACCCCCGCCCCGGCCCCAGUGACAGGCUCUCCAGGCAAACUGAGCCUUCACAAUCAACCACACACACAGCCUACACCAGUGAUUCACAGACAACCUCAGGC
This is a messenger RNA of Hipposideros armiger (great roundleaf bat), 2174 nucleotides long. It is a transcript of the gene FOXP3, whose product is annotated as forkhead box P3. The transcript is spliced from 10 exons. Gene Ontology annotation, cellular component: nucleus. NCBI's taxonomy places the organism in Eukaryota, Metazoa, Chordata, Mammalia, Chiroptera, Hipposideridae. The record is from RefSeq and is a predicted model, not a curated record. Gene Ontology annotation, molecular function: RNA polymerase II cis-regulatory region sequence-specific DNA binding; DNA-binding transcription repressor activity, RNA polymerase II-specific. Gene Ontology annotation, biological process: regulation of transcription by RNA polymerase II. The coding region runs from base 163 to 1860 and encodes 565 amino acids.